Molecule: messenger RNA, 1751 nt
Organism: Armigeres subalbatus
Lineage: Eukaryota; Metazoa; Arthropoda; Insecta; Diptera; Culicidae
Exons: 1
Coding region: 1107-1709 (200 amino acids)
Source: RefSeq, a predicted model, not a curated record
GAACAAGACUUGACCAUGGAAUUGUUAAAAAAAAGCAAGUUACUGGAUGAAGCACAAAAGAGAAUAGAGAAGUCCCAUCAAAGUGAGUCCAUCCUACGCAUCGGUUCCGAGAAAAAUAAAUUUUGGCAUCAAUGUCGCAAACCGGGCCACAUGAAGCGUGACUGUUCGAUGUGGAAGAACGACGCAUCAGCAUCCUAUACGAAACGUGAUUGUCCAAUGAAGAAGAGCGAAGGUUCUGCCACAUCUGGUGGACGAGUGUCACAGAAGCACAAACAAAAGGGGAAAGUAGCGAAGACCUCACCAUUUGCUUUCUCACAACCGGAAGCAGUUGAAGACUUGGAUAGUCGACUCCGGUGCCACCUCGCAUAUGUGUUGCAAACCGAACAUUUUUCGAUGAACUGCAGCAAAGCACGGGUGUGACCAUCACUCUAGCUGACGGUUACAGAUGCGAUGUAUAUUAUAUGUUCCGGGUUUGGAAUCUUAUUUGAUUUCCGUUGGGAACCUCGUCAACAAGGGAACGGAAGUUACAUUUGAGAAAAUCGUGGCUGCUUGACUAGAUGUGGAGUCGUUAUAACAGUAGUUGCAAAGAAGAUAGGUGGACUGUACCAACUGAAGACUAGCCACGAACGAAGCAUGAAGAUUGUAAAGCAUACAAAAGAUUGCAUUCAUUUUUUGCAUCGCAAGCUAGGGCACCGGGACCCGAACGCAAUCCAGCGGGUUGUCCGUGAAGAAUUGGCAAAGAUCGUAUUUAUCAAAAAAAUUUCCGGACCUGCGUAUGUUGUGCUGAAGGGAAGAUUGCACGGAAGCCUUUCCUGUGGAAAACGGAGCGACAGUCGAUGAAGAUCCUGGACUUAUUACAUACCGACAUUUGUGGUCCCAUGAAUACCGUGACACCGGGCGGAUCAAGACAUUUUUUAGCCAUAAUCGACGACUUUAGCCGCUACACAGAUCAGGGCGCUGAAUAUAAGGCCAAGCGUCCAGGUCAAUUUUAUCGAGCCAAUUGAAUUGUUCCACAGUAUACAGCAGGUUACUCCCCGCAACAAAACGGAGUUGCGGAAAGAAAAAAAUCGGACGUUGGUGGAAAAUGGCCUGAUGUAUGUUAAUUGAUGCGAAGCUUGAAUAUCGCUGCUGGGCCGAAGCCAUCAAUACAGCUGUACACCUUCAAAACAUCCUACCAUCAAGGUUCAUCGAAAAGACACCAUUUGAAUUAUGGUACGAAAAACAACCGGGCUAGCAAACUACAUUUUUUUGGAUGCUCAGCUAACGUUUAUGUUCCAGCUGAGAAACGCACGAAGCUUGAUCCUAAGGGUGAGAAACUGACGUUCGUGGGGUAUGUUGAUAAUCAUAAAGCGGUCCGGUUCAUAGAUCGUACCAAUGAUAAAAUAACCAUCAGCCGAGAUGCGAACUUUAUAGAAAUGGAGGAUCAUGAGGACAUCAAGCAUUCGGAAAAGUUGGAUACUGAAAUCAUAGAGUACGAACCAGAAGUCGUCCAGCAGAUCAAUGUCGACUUUCUGGGUGAUCUUGUUGAUGCGGCUCCAGAACCUGAAGAAGAUAUGAACGAUGAUACUAUGGUUGAGGAGAAGCUAUCGAAUAUAGAUUCAAGCAUUCAUACUCCGACCGAACUACGCCGGUUAGACGAUCAUCCCGUAACACAAAAGGUGUGCCGCCUCUGCGUUCCCGAGAAACAACAGGAAUGGCAAGAAAGUUGAAAGAUGAGCCGAAAACAUACGACGAAUAAAUGAAUAGUCCCG